CUGCACUUCACCUCUCAACGAGUGUGCACAUAAUAUUUGGUGUAGAUCUCGGUUCUAGGCCGCCACCAUGGGACAAGAGGAGGAGAAUUGCCUUGAUUUUGUUCCGCGGCUGUCUUUUUUGCCAAUUGAGUGGCGUAACAUAGGCUCUGCAUUUGGCCUGAAAGAUCGCUCUGGAACGGCCGCCAGCGGGCGCUGCUCGUUUGUCGUCAAGGAGGGAAUCGAUGUAGCCGAGCUGAGCACAACGGGUCGCGUCGUUGAGGGCGCAUCGGACGUGGGCGUUGCAUUAAAGCUCAGCACGUUGGCGAUCGGCAUUUCGGCUGGCAAUUUGAGCUUUCGCACGGGUCUCGACAACCCGACGGCGGCGCUUGCCCAGAGAAUUGGCGAAAGCAGCGUGCCCAGCCUGAAGCUCAUGGCUGCGAAGCAAUUCAAGGGUGAAAACUAUGUCGCUGCUAGCUAUGACCUGAAGACCCGGAAACCGGAGCUAUCCGCUUGCUGGACGGGCGACGCUGACACCGAGCGCGCGACGCUGCUCGUGCGCGUUGACCCAAUCAUGCGGUCAGUCAAAUUGGCCGCAGCGGUCAGCACUCCAGGGCCCGAAUGGCGCAAGGUCGUAUUCAAUGACGUCACCGAUCGCAUUGAGGAGCCCGCAGACGACGGCGCGCGCCACACACUUUACGUCCAGCACGAGGUUCGGGGACGCGACUUGCUGCACGCUACUCGCAUCGGCUGCCGCCUCGAUCUGGGUCGACUUGCCAAUUACGCGGCGGACUUUUUCGACUAUAACAUUGAGGAGCGCAUCCCCGGCUUUAUCUGGAACAUCCCCCUUCUGCCGCAGCUGUACUACAUGCUUGUCCCACCCGAGGACGAAGAGCAGGUACGGCACCGUAUUACCGGUUGGGAGCUGGACAUCUCCCACGAUUUCAGCCGGGGACCGCAACCCUCGCUGGCGUUGUGCAAGACCUUCAAGUACGGCACGCUGGCCGCGUCGUACGACCUGGCGGAGGAGCAAGCAGGGUUAUCGUACAGCCGCCGAGGGUUGACGGUCGGCGCGCGCGUGGGCCGUCUUGAGGGGCAGGGCUGGCGGAAGCCCUCACUUCACCUCAGUGUGGACCCGCUCACCCUGUUGUGCUGA
Volvox carteri f. nagariensis is the source of this 1132-nucleotide messenger RNA. RefSeq lists its product as uncharacterized. The coding region runs from base 68 to 1132 and encodes 354 amino acids. NCBI's taxonomy places the organism in Eukaryota, Viridiplantae, Chlorophyta, Chlorophyceae, Chlamydomonadales, Volvocaceae. The record is from RefSeq and is a predicted model, not a curated record. The transcript has a single exon.